UGGCGAGAUUUGAUUGGUUGGUCUCAGCGCGCGACAUGGCGAAGUGAUGAGAAGUAAACAGUUUAGAAGUGUUUUCAUGUUUUUGUUAUUGAGGGUGUUUUGCACCAAAAUCUGCGUUUGAACCGCAAACAGUUUUUGGAAUAAUGAAUAACGCAUCUAGGUAGUUAGUUUGUUUUUCAGAAUUAAUUCUGUGCAAGUGCAUGAGGAUGGACUGCGUUGCAACCGGAGGAAACGUCAAAGUGCUGGCCAAAGCAAUACACUCCCUUUCAAGGAUUGGAGAAGAACUUUACUUGGAGCCCACUGAGGAUGGGCUAACCCUACGUGCAGUGAACUCAUCCCGAUCAGCGUUUGCCUGCUUCCUGAUGACUCCGCUCUUCUUCCAGAGGUACCAGGCUCCUCCAGACCAAGCCUUCCGCUGCAAAAUGCCCAUCAAGAGUGUACAGACGGUGUUCAGGUCUCUCUCAUCUCUCGAGCGCUCUGUGGAGAAGUGCCGUAUUGAGAUGAACACUGAGCAGAGUCGUCUGAGAAUCACACUGCACUGCAAACAUGGGCUUUUAAAGACACACAACCUCUCCUUUCAAGACUGUGAGAGCUUGCAAGCAGUGUUUGACAAGGACAGCUGCACCAACAUGCUCCGAGCCCAACCCAGGUUGUGGGUGGAUACAGUUCUGCAUUUCCCGCCCUCUCUGGAGGAAGUGAGUGUAUCAGUGAGCAGCGAUCGAGUUUGGCUCAGAAACCACGUAGAAGAUGAUGCAGACUCAUCAAAAGCCAUGAUGACUGAGUUGUGUUUGAGCUCAGAAGAGUUUGAUCACUUUGCUAUUGGCUCUCAGACCAGCAUCACCUUCUGCCUUAAAGAGCUCAGGGGUUUGUUGGUCUUUGCUGAGACAGCAGGUCUUCCCAUCUCCAUGUACUUCGAUGAGCCUGGCAGCCCCGUUGUCCUGAGUGUGUCCGACAGCGUCUUAGAGGCGAACUUCGUACUUGCUACUCUCUCUGAAGACGCACACCAGCGCAACCACAACAACAACAAAGCCGAUGGGCCCCGAGCUGAACUCCCACCGGAUGACUUUAUGUGCGAUGACAUCGACUCAUAUCUCAUUGCCAUGGAAACCAGUGACCUUGCAGGGCCUUCCUACGAACCUCAACCUCAAUCUUCCUCCACCAAUCACAAAAGCCGACUGCUCAGUGAAGAGGAAGACGAGGAGGAGGAGUCAGUGGAGAGACCUCCCAAUAAAAAGUUCUGCUCACUUUUCUUUGGAUCCGUGCUGCCGGCUUCCUCUCAGCUGACCAACCAGACAGUGCAGAGCCAGGAAGUGCUCGCCAGUGACAGCGAGGACGAGAGACAGUCAGAUUGAACGCUGUAGCACUGAUACCCCAAGAAACCGAGAGUGAAAGGGGUAGAGAGAAAAGACAAAUGGACGAUUUACACCAAACCGCACAACAGAAAGUGCAUCCACAUGGAACGUCCUUUUUAUUACUAUUUCAAAGUGCGUUGUUCUUUUUUUAAAAGUUGAAUCAGUGGUGAAGCGGUCAAAACAAGACAUGGCACACCCAAAUCAUUGUACAGAACUGACAUUUAAAAAGGUCAAACAGUUUAUUUCUGUGUGAUGAACACUGAAGUUAAUUCACUAAAACUCAAGCUGUGUGAAGAAUAGACAAUGUCAUCUCUUACAUGCUUUGGUAAUCUAAGUCUCCUCAAACUUCAUUCCUGAACGGCCACUUGAAACAUAAAUGUAGAUAAAUAUAGAUACCUGUAAUUGUCUUUACAUGGCUGAUUUUAUUUUGUAAACCAACCAGUCAUUACCACUAAAGCAUCACUGGCUUUUACUGGGGUUAAAUUCUGAUUUAGGAAAUCACAACAUUCAAAUACCAAGGAAAUUUCAUUAAAGGAGGCUUUCAAUAAAAAAUAAUUUAUACCA
Pangasianodon hypophthalmus (striped catfish) is the source of this 1916-nucleotide messenger RNA. It is a transcript of the gene rad9a, whose product is annotated as RAD9 checkpoint clamp component A. The coding region runs from base 201 to 1352 and encodes 383 amino acids. Gene Ontology annotation, cellular component: checkpoint clamp complex. The record is from RefSeq and is a predicted model, not a curated record. The transcript is spliced from 11 exons. Lineage: Eukaryota; Metazoa; Chordata; Actinopteri; Siluriformes; Pangasiidae. Gene Ontology annotation, biological process: cellular response to ionizing radiation; mitotic intra-S DNA damage checkpoint signaling; DNA replication checkpoint signaling.